AUGGGUAAACGAGGGUCAGUUUUAAGUAAAUUUCAAAGCUUUGAUGCAUACGCCAAGACGCUUGAUGAUUUUCGUGUCAAAACAUAUUAUGGAGCAGCAUUGACGAUUAUAAGUGCUAUUUUAAUAUGUAUAUUACUUUGGUCGGAAUUCUCUGAUUAUCGUACACCGGAAAUGAAACCGCAAUUAGUAGUGGAUAAAAGCAGAAAACAGAGACUUGAAAUUAAUAUUAAUAUUACCUUUCCUCACGUACCUUGUUAUUUAUUGAGUGUAGAUGUAAUGGAUAUUGCGGGAGAAACACAAAAUGAUUUGGCCCAUGAUAUUUAUAAAACUAGAAUAGAUGGUGAUGGAAAUCAAAUUCAUGUUGAAAAGGCUCAAGAUUUGGGAGAUCAUACAAAAGAAUUACACAAAAUAUUAAAUGAUACAACAACACAAGAUAGUGAUGAACCUUAUUGUGGUAGUUGUUACGGAGGAGAGGCACCAGAAAGUGGAUGUUGUAAUACAUGUGAGGAAGUAAGGGAGGCAUAUAUUAAAAAAGGGUGGUCAUUUAAUGAUGUUGAUAGCAUUAAUCAGUGUGUAAAAGAAGGGUGGAAAGAAAAGGUGCAAGCUCAAUCAAAAGAGGGUUGUAAUGUAGCAGGUAGCGUAAAAGUAAAUAAAGUUGCUGGUAAUUUUCAUUUAGCUCCUGGUAAAAGUUUUCAACAAAAUAAUAUCCACGUACAUGAUUUACAACCUUUCUUAAGUGAUAGCGUCAAUCAUGAUUUUACUCAUGAAAUACAUCAUUUAAGUUUUGGUCCUAAAGUACAAGGUGUUGUAAAUCCUUUAGAUGGAAUUGGCAGAAUUGUUUCUCAAGUAGUAUCAACACAAUUUCAUUUUUUGAAUCAAACAACAAUAUAUACAAAUCAAUAUUCUGUUACUCAAUAUGAAAGAGAUUUAACUGGCAAAGAUACAAGUGGUCAUGUUCACUCUCAUCAAGGUGGUCUUCCAGGUGUAUUUUUUAAUUAUGACAUCUCUCCAAUGUUAAUCAUAAAUCGGGAAGAAAGAAAAUCUUUUACUCAUUUUUUAACAGGUGUAUGUGCUAUUAUUGGUGGUAUAUUUACUGUUGCCGGUAUACUAGAUGAUGCAAAAUAA
This is a messenger RNA of Funneliformis mosseae, 1125 nucleotides long. Lineage: Eukaryota; Fungi; Glomeromycota; Glomeromycetes; Glomerales; Glomeraceae. The record is from the annotation of a GenBank genome assembly.